AUCAAUUGAAGAGUCGGCUCGAACAACGUUGUAACUCGCAAAUUGUAUAAAAUCGAGUUAAUCAUGGAAUAACGUUGUAUGACACCUAAAGCAACCGCCUAAUAGAAUAAAGUCCCUCUGUUUUUAAAUAUCCCCCUCAAAUCAAAUAUUUUAUUUUGUCAUUUAGCCGAUUUCCGCCGGAGAACGUUGUAAGUAGAAGCGCACGAGAUUAUUUGGACGUAUUUUAUUGCAUUUUUGCAUCAUGUCGGUGGUAAAUUUCUCGUCUUCGUUGCAAAAUACAUUAAAUCGUGGUAAAAAAUGCAAAUCAAAGAUUGUUCAGUGGCAAAACAAUAAGUCAAAGUUAGCUAGGGACAGAGGAGAAGAAUAUCUAAGUAAAAGAAAGAAGAGUAUACCGGCAGUGGCUCCGCCAGAAGAGAAUGUAGUGUGCCGCUGUAAAAGGGGAUGUUUCGCUGCAAAGUUAGAGGGCAAUAAACGUACCAUUUUCUCAAAAUUCAUAAGUCUUACAAUGAACAAUCCCAAUUUCUUGCUUAUCAAUGUAUUGAGAUACGUGAGCCCAUACGGCCAAAAGUAAAAAAAUCAACUAAAUCCACGCCGCAAGUGUACAUUUUUUUAUUUUCUACCUCUUAAGAAAGAAAAGAUACGUGUUUGCCAAAAAACUGUCACCGAUACCCUUAAAGUAACCCCCGAAGAAUACAAAUGUUAGUGGAAAAGCUAAAGAAUGGUAUUUAAAUUAAAGAUUUCCGAGGAUGCCAUACGAAUCGGCCACACGCUGUUCCAGAAAAUGUCAAAGAAUUGAUAAGGGAACAUAUUUCUUCUUUUCAUAAACAGGAAAG
Messenger RNA from Psylliodes chrysocephalus, 833 nucleotides. NCBI's taxonomy places the organism in Eukaryota, Metazoa, Arthropoda, Insecta, Coleoptera, Chrysomelidae. The record is from the annotation of a GenBank genome assembly.